CCGCGGAGGUCGCUUCAGCCUUUCCCUUUCGCUGCCCUCGCCGCGCCAUGGAGAAGAGCUCGAGUUGCGAGAGUCUUGGUUCUCAGCUGGCUGCGGCUGCACGGCCGCCCAGCGUGGAUUCCCUGUCCAGUGCCUCCACUUCUCAUUCAGAGAAUUCAGUGCAUACAAAAUCAGCUUCUGUCAUAUCAUCAGAUUCCAUUUCAACUUCUGCAGACAACUUUUCUCCUGAUUUAAGUGUCCUGAGGGAGUCUAACAAAUUAGUAGAAAUGGAAGAACCACUCUUGCUUCCAGGAGAAAAUAUUAAAGACAUGGCCAAAGAUGUAACUUAUAUAUGCCCAUUCACUGGUGCUGUACGAGGAACUCUGACUGUUACAAAUUACAGGUUAUAUUUCAAAAGCAUGGAACGGGAUCCUCCAUUUGUUUUAGAUGCUUCUCUUGGUGUGAUAAGUAGAGUAGAAAAAAUUGGUGGUGCUUCCAGUCGAGGUGAAAAUUCUUAUGGACUAGAAAUUGUAUGCAAAGAUAUCUGGAAUUUACGGUUUUCUCAUAAACCUGAGGGGCGAACAAGAAGAUCCAUAUUUGAGAAUCUAAUGAAAUAUGCAUCCCCUGUCUCUAAUAACCUGUCCCUCUUUGCUUUUGAAUACAAAAAAGUAUCCUGGAAGCUAUAUGAUCCUCUUUUAGAGUACAGAAGGCAGGGAAUUCCUAACGAAAGCUGGAGAAUAACAAAGAUAAAUGAACAAUAUGAGCAGAGUGAUACAUACCCUGCCCUUUUGGUUGUGCCAGCAAAUAUACCUGAUGAAGAAUUGAGAGUGGCAUCCUUCAGAUCAAGGGGCCGGAUCCCAGUUUUAUCAUGGAUUCAUCCUGGAAGUCAAGCCACAAUCACUCGAUGUAGCCAGCCCAUGGUAGGAGUGAGUGGAAAGCGCAGCAAGGAGGAUGAAAAAUACCUUCAGGCCAUCAUGGAUUCCAAUGCCCAGUCUCAUAAAAUCUUUAUAUUUGAUGCCCGGCCUAGUGUUAACGUUGUUGCCAAUAAGGCAAAGGGAGGAGGUUAUGAAAGUGAAGAUGCCUACCAAAAUGCAGAACUAAUUUUUCUGGAUAUCCACAAUAUUCAUGUUAUGAGAGAAUCAUUACGAAAACUUAAGGAAAUUGUGUACCCCAACAUUGAGGAAACUCACUGGUUAUCUAACUUGGAAUCUACUCACUGGCUAGAACAUAUUAAGCUUAUUCUUGCAGGGGCUCUUAGGAUUGCUGACAAGGUAGAGUCGGGGAAGACGUCUGUGGUAGUACACUGCAGUGAUGGUUGGGACCGCACAGCUCAGCUAACUUCUCUGGCCAUGCUCAUGUUGGAUGGACACUAUCGAACCAUCCAAGGAUUUGAAGUCCUUGUGGAGAAAGAAUGGCUAAGUUUUGGACAUCGGUUUCAACUAAGAGUUGGCCAUGGAGAUAAGAAUCAUGCAGAUGCAGACAAGAUCGCCUGUUUUCCUUCAGUUCAUUGUGUCUGGCAAAUGACAAGACAGUUUCCUACAGCAUUUGAAUUCAAUGAAUAUUUUCUCAUUACCAUUUUGGACCACCUAUAUAGCUGUUUAUUUGGAACAUUCCUCUGCAACAGUGAACAGCAGAGAGGAAAAGAGAAUCGUCCCAAAAGGACUGUGUCACUGUGGUCUUACAUAAAUAGUCAGCUUGAAGACUUCACUAAUCCUCUCUAUGGGAGCUAUUCCAAUCAUGUCCUUUAUCCAGUAGCCAGCAUGCGCCACCUAGAGCUCUGGGUGGGGUAUUACAUAAGAUGGAAUCCACAGAUGAAGCCACAGGAGCCCAUUCACAACAGAUAUAAAGAACUUCUUGCUAAACGAGCAGAGCUUCAAAAAAAAGUUGAAGAACUACAGAGAGAGAUUUCCAACAGAUCAACUUCAUCUUCAGAAAGAGCCAGUUCUCCUGCACAGUGUGUCACUCCUGUUCAAACUGUUGUAUGA
Choloepus didactylus (southern two-toed sloth) is the source of this 1964-nucleotide messenger RNA. Its product is annotated as myotubularin-related protein 2-like. Gene Ontology annotation, molecular function: phosphatidylinositol-3,5-bisphosphate 3-phosphatase activity. NCBI's taxonomy places the organism in Eukaryota, Metazoa, Chordata, Mammalia, Pilosa, Megalonychidae. Gene Ontology annotation, biological process: dephosphorylation. The record is from RefSeq and is a predicted model, not a curated record.